Messenger RNA from Metopolophium dirhodum (rose-grain aphid), 622 nucleotides. RefSeq lists its product as uncharacterized. Bases 1 to 351 code for a protein of 116 amino acids. The record is from RefSeq and is a predicted model, not a curated record. NCBI's taxonomy places the organism in Eukaryota, Metazoa, Arthropoda, Insecta, Hemiptera, Aphididae. The transcript has a single exon.
AUGAACGAAAACAUACCAUUGUCGGCAGAACUACCAUUGACACUACAAGCAAUAGAAUUUUUCAGAGAGCUGAAAAACGAAUUAUUAAACGGGCAGCACAAUCAGUUCGUCCGGGGGGAUAUGAUUUGUGUAGGAUGUUUCAAACGACAUGUCAUAGAGGCUAAUAGGAGAAUGACUAUGCCGUUUACACAACGUGUUUUAAAUCAAGCUAUGGUACCGUUAACUGAAUUUAUACACGCAGUAAUUGUUAACCCUAGGGCGGAUAGUUCAAUCUGUGUAGAAGUCGGAAUGCUUUUAGAGCAACUAAUCUCACGACGUAUAUUAUCCACGGACCAUAUAUUCGAAGAGUAAAACAUAAUAACAACAACACAGGAAAAUUAAAUAUAGUAGUAAUAUGUAACUAUAAUAAUAAUAAUAUGCAUAAAUUUAAUAUUUUAUAUAUAUAUUCUAGCUCUCAAAUCCGUAUUUUCAUAGUGGAUUUCGAAUUCACUAUGAUCAAUAGCACCGAAAUAUUAUUGGUAUCCGGCGCCAUCUCCAACAGUUUAGAAAAAUAUAAACCGAUGAAACUGGAGGGGAAUCCUCUUGUACUUACACAAGACGAUAAGUUAAGGAGGUUCCGGCG